This is a messenger RNA of Paramisgurnus dabryanus, 442 nucleotides long. Its product is annotated as C-C motif chemokine 4-like. Gene Ontology annotation, molecular function: chemokine activity. Gene Ontology annotation, biological process: immune response. The record is from RefSeq and is a predicted model, not a curated record. NCBI's taxonomy places the organism in Eukaryota, Metazoa, Chordata, Actinopteri, Cypriniformes, Cobitidae. Gene Ontology annotation, cellular component: extracellular region.
AUGAUAUUCUUCACACAUCAAUCUCUCAUCCAACUCUGAGAUCUUGAAGCUCAACACAACUUCUCCAGGAUUCAUUUCUUCACAUCAUCUAAAACAAUGAGACAUCUGAUGGCUUUGAUGUUUCUGGUGAUCUUCUGCUCUCUGCAGCUGACUACAAGUGCUCCAGUUGGCCCUGAUUUGGCCAAAUCAACAUGCUGUUCUGAGUUCAGCAAUGCACAGAUUCCCCUGAAACUGGUGAAGUCGUACUAUAGGACUGAUAGCAGCUGCUUCAAACCAGCCAUUGUGUUUGAGACUGACAAAAGGAAGAUCUGUGUAGAUCCAGAAACCAGCUGGGUGAACCACCACAUCACUAAAGUGGACAAAAGGAUAACAAAGACCCAAAGCAAAAUCUAAAGAAUUAAUUCAUCUGUUUUUUAUAGUGUACAAUAUACUUCACUUGAAA